Molecule: messenger RNA, 4439 nt
Organism: Drosophila takahashii
Lineage: Eukaryota; Metazoa; Arthropoda; Insecta; Diptera; Drosophilidae
Gene: Ace
Product: Acetylcholine esterase
Biological process (GO): choline metabolic process; acetylcholine catabolic process in synaptic cleft
Cellular component (GO): plasma membrane
Molecular function (GO): acetylcholinesterase activity
Source: RefSeq, a predicted model, not a curated record
GGUUCCGAUUUUCUUCCGGUUGAGAACGAAGGAAAAUAUGUAAAGAAAAAAUAUAUAUACCUAAAAUUAAUAAAUAAGCUUAAUACAUUUGAAAAUACAAUAUACCCCAAACUGGAAUCGGUUUUAAAAGAGUUUUCAAAUCUUUGCCAAAAUAUGUAGCAUACUGUUUGCUACACAGCAAAUCAGCUGUGUGUGAGAGAGGAAAAGAGAGAGCUGGCUGUGUGUGUGUGUGUGUAAUACGGACUUGAAACGCGUGCGAUCGAUUUUCGGUUGUUUCAUAAAAACAAACCAAAACAAUUUUUGAAAAAAAAAAAUAGAAAACAAAAAAUAAUCUUUGGAACUUAUUAACCACUAAUUAGCAAUUAAGAACAACAACAUUUUCCAAAUUAAGAGCUUGUCAAAUAAACAAACAAAGCGGCCACUUGAGAUAAUGAAAUUUUGUACGGUUCGCCAGAGCAACAACAAAUGCGGCAAAGUGUCGCAGGCCAAAGUUUUCGAUUUUGAUUGCGAACAAAAACAAGCUAAAGCUUCGGGCCAAAAAUAAAGAGAGAGAGAGGGUAUAACAGUCGCUCGAAAGCUGCGAGAGAAAGCGUGGCAGUCCCGCUAUUUUGGCGAGCGGGCGAGAGCGGAAAAGCCUUGUCCGUUUUUCCGCGCUUAGCCCGUGUUUGUGUGUGUGUCGGUGUGCCUGUGUUUUUCGAACAGUUUAAAGUACGCAUUGCGAUGCCUUCUGGCUUCAGUUUAGCUAGAGACAUCGUCGUGUUUUGAGCGGCCGACACAUUUUCCGAGCCCAGCGGAUCGAGCGGUCUACGCCACACACUAGUUUUCAAUUCAGUGCGCAAAAUAAACCAAAAAGAAACACAGGAAAAACAGCUAGAAAAGGCAAGAUAAAGAGGAGACAACCGCACAAAGUAAACCCAAAGGCAGACUAUUCAUUUUCAAAAGGAAAACCCCCGUCUCUCUCUGUUUUUCAAGCCAGCUCUUUCAAACAAACACACACAUACAGUGGCUUGCAUAUGGCAUAACAUGGCCAGAAAAGGAUAUUCAUUAGCCCGAAUUAGUGUGUGAUAAAGUGAAGUUUUGGUGCGAAAGUCCGGUAUUCAAUGCAAUCAGUCCCUCAGUUUAUUUACAGUUUGGAAAAUUAGUAAAUCGGAGAUACGGAGAAGUUUUCAAAACAACAUACAUAAAGAGAGACAUGAAGUGAGCGGCCGAAGGCAGAACUUUUAGAACACAAAAGUUCAAACACAACCGGGCAGCCGGAGAAGAAAAGCCGGAGCGGAAAAGCAGAAAAGCCGAGCAGCCGGAGCGGGCGCUGCAAAAGUGCAACAGCUGCGCAGGAAGCCGAAGCGAACUCAAAGCCCAUAUCCAAAUCAAAUCAAAAACGAGUGCCUAGUACCGAGCUCCCAUUGCCAGUUGCCGGAUUGCGGAUCCCAAAGCUGCUGCGGCGGGAGAAUGUGUAGUGCAACACACGGGAGGCAGCUUCAAGUGGCAAUUGCGGCAGCAGCGGCGAACUCAACCGGAUAAUAAGUUGUGGAUGCGGCUUGCAGCGCCGGGCAGGCAUCCCGAGUCCGAAUCCGCCAGAAAAACCAGUUCCGAAACGAGAUACCCAGCGAGCAGAAAUCGCGAAACGCGAACAGCAGCAGCAGCUUUAGCAGCAGCAGCAACCAGAGACAAGUGGUCAGUGCCAGUGACGUCAGGCCGCCAAAGUAGGACACCAGCAGUCGCGCAUCCACGUCAUGGCCUCCGUACGGCAGAGCAGCCUCCUGCCCAUCUCCCUGCCCCUCCCCCUGCCGCUGCCCCUGGUCCUGGUGCUAUCGCUGCACCUGUCCGGCGUCUGCGGCGUCAUGGAUCGCCUGGUGGUGCAGACGUCCUCCGGCCCCGUCCGCGGUCGCUCCGUAACGGUGCAGGGCCGCGAGGUCCACGUCUACACGGGCAUACCCUACGCCAAGCCUCCGCUCGAGGACCUGCGCUUCCGCAAGCCGGUUCCGGCGGAGCCCUGGCACGGCGUCCUCGACGCCACCCGGCUGUCCGCCACCUGCGUCCAAGAGCGUUACGAGUACUUCCCGGGCUUCUCCGGCGAGGAGAUCUGGAACCCCAAUACCAAUGUGUCCGAGGACUGCCUCUACAUAAACGUCUGGGCGCCGGCAAAGGCACGACUUCGCCAUGGACGGGGAGCCAAUGGAGCCGAGCACACGAAUGGCAAACAGGCCGACACGGACCACCUUAUCCAUAACGGCAAUCCACAGAACACGACCAACGGACUGCCGAUUCUGAUCUGGAUCUAUGGCGGCGGCUUCAUGACCGGAUCCGCCACUCUGGACAUCUACAACGCCGACAUCAUGGCCGCCGUGGGCAAUGUGAUAGUGGCCUCCUUCCAGUAUCGCGUCGGUGCCUUUGGAUUCCUGCACCUGGCCCCGGAAAUGCCGUCGGAGUUCGCGGAGGAGGCGCCCGGCAAUGUGGGCCUCUGGGAUCAGGCCCUGGCCAUUCGCUGGCUAAAGGACAACGCCCAUGCCUUUGGCGGAAAUCCGGAGUGGAUGACCCUGUUUGGGGAGUCGGCGGGAUCCAGUUCGGUGAACGCGCAGCUCAUGUCGCCGGUCACCAGGGGGCUGGUCAAGAGGGGCAUGAUGCAGUCGGGCACCAUGAACGCCCCCUGGAGUCACAUGACCUCCGAGAAGGCAGUGGAGAUUGGCAAGGCGCUGAUCAACGACUGUAACUGCAACGCCUCCAUGCUGAAGACCAAUCCCGCUCACGUGAUGAGCUGCAUGCGUUCGGUGGACGCGAAGACCAUAUCGGUGCAGCAGUGGAACUCCUACUCGGGCAUCCUCAGCUUCCCCUCGGCGCCCACCAUUGAUGGAGCCUUCCUGCCGGCGGAUCCCAUGACGCUGAUGAAGACGGCGGAUCUGAAGGACUACGACAUCCUGAUGGGAAAUGUCAGGGAUGAGGGCACUUACUUCUUGCUGUACGAUUUCAUCGAUUACUUCGAUAAGGACGAUGCCACGGCCCUGCCACGGGACAAAUAUCUGGAAAUUAUGAACAACAUUUUCGGCAAGGCAACGCAGGCGGAACGCGAGGCCAUCAUUUUCCAGUACACCAGCUGGGAGGGCAAUCCGGGAUAUCAGAACCAACAGCAAAUCGGACGCGCUGUGGGCGAUCACUUCUUCACCUGCCCCACCAACGAGUAUGCCCAGGCUCUGGCGGAGCGAGGAGCCUCCGUGCACUACUACUACUUUACACACCGCACAAGCACCUCGUUGUGGGGCGAAUGGAUGGGAGUGCUGCACGGCGAUGAGAUUGAGUACUUCUUUGGCCAGCCGCUGAACAACUCCCUGCAGUAUCGACCUGUGGAGCGUGAGCUGGGCAAGCGUAUGCUCAGUGCGGUCAUCGAGUUUGCCAAGACGGGAAAUCCCGCUCAGGAUGGCGAGGAGUGGCCCAACUUCUCCAAGGAGGAUCCCGUCUACUAUAUUUUCAGCACGGACGACAAGAUCGAAAAAUUGGCCCGAGGUCCUUUGGCGGCCCGUUGUUCGUUCUGGAACGAUUACUUGCCGAAGGUCAGGAGUUGGGCAGGAACAGGCUGCGAUGGUGAUUCGGGCAGUGCUUCCAUAGCCCCAAAGCUGCAGCUCCUGGGAAUCGCCGCUCUGAUCUACAUCUGCGCCGCAUUGCGAACCAAAGGGGUUUUCUAAAAGAAAACCACUUCCGGCAGUAACCACACAAACACACACACACACUGGAACUCACACACCAUCACAGCCACACCCACAAUCACACACACACACACUUAAAGUUAGAACACGUAUAUAAAUAAAAUUUAGCAAGCGGAAGGAAACCAAAUUUUUUGUAGGCGCAGACAUUUGUGUAGGAGCAGGAGAUUUGUUUACGGAAUUUAGUAGGAUCGGUUUGAGCAAGUCGAUGGCAAUUGCUGAACAUUUGUAAAUUGAACUUAGAGCUCUACGCACCCCUAGGCAGUCGGAUGGUCGGGAUGGACGGAGGGUCCUCCCGGCCAGACUUCAGACUCCAGAGACCACUGUAGCCACAUGCCACAUGCCACGCGCCAUAGGCCAGGCCCAAACCAAAUUGUUUUGUGUAGCACAAUGCUAAAUUGCUUAAUUUGAGAGAAAUUGGCCAAAAAAUGGACGGAAUUUUUGAUAAAUAUUAAUGAGAAUAGAAGAAAAACAAAAAUGCUUGUCUUGCCUUCGGGGGCAGCCAAAAAGAAACAAAGUUUACAGAUACGUUUACCGAACGGAGAAGUCAUAAAUGCUCAGAUGACAGACACUUUUUGCCACGCCCACAUUCUUGAGCGAUCUUUGAGCGCAUUUAAUGGCACAAUUUUAGCUUUCAGUUCGAAAAAGUCCUUGUUGCCUAACUAUAUUUGGCCAAAUUGCAUUGGUUUCAUGCUUAGGUUGAGGGUUCGUUUGAUUUCGAUUCACUUUCCCAAGGAAAACCAA